GGAAUGAAUUUGGGAACCUGCUGUAGGGAAUGAAGUAAAUUGAAAGGGUGUGUCGGACAGUAACUGAGAGAAACACGGGGAAAAAAAGAGAAAUGGCAGCUUCACAUAACUUUCCCCCGGAAGGUUUUGCAGUCUUCAGCGGUCAAUAGGUUUUGACUGGAUGGAGUCUCUUCCAUUUUAUUAGAGGCUCAGAAAUGGCCUAUCAGAAAGUGGACCAGAGAUUUCGAGUACACACUCAAGAUGUGGACGCUGAAGAACUUCCAGUUCCUUCACUAGACUUAGAGUGGGACAUGGAAAAAGAGUUAGAAGAAAGUGGAUUUCAUGGCUUUGAACCAGAUCAUUCGAGCCAGCAUCAUUUGGGUAACUCCGCUGGAAGCACUGAUCUUGACUUUGAAUUUAUGCAGCCUUCAGCAUCACCUCGAGGAAGAUUUGCACGUCUAGAAGAAGAGUCUGAUUACAUGGCGCAUCCAAGACAAGAAUCAAAAAAUCAGCAGGGCAGCUUUACUAACAUAGUAAAACUCUUUGUCGCAGGGUUUAUUAUAUUUAUUUGUGGUUUUCUAAUUGGUUACUAUGGACGGAAAAGUAACUCAAAACAUACCUUGCCAAAUAACAUAACAACACCAAUGCCGUCUGCAUCUUCAACUGCAGUAUCUGAUGAUGGCACUAUCCUUCAGAAUAUUGUUCAGGCAAUUGAAGGCGACAGCAUCAGGAGGUUUUUCAGGAAUUUUACACAGUUUGCUGCUGAGUCAGACCAGGGGAGUUCUGCAGCACGUAUUAUGGAGCAGUGGACUGCAUCUGGUUUAACAGAAAUCUGCUUAGUCAAUUAUACAGUUCUUCUCAGCUUGCCUGAUGCAGACCAAAACAAAAUCAUUCUGACAAAUAGCAGCCAGUGCUUUCAUCCCAAUGGACAACAAUGCAGUACUUUACCCUCAGCCCCACAUGGCAAGAAGGAAAAGCAUGACCUUCUUUAUUUCUAUGCAGCUUAUUCUGCCAAAGGAUCUCUGGAGACAGAGAUCAUUGAUGUACAAUAUGGAACAAUUGAUGAUCUGCUCCAACUUCAAUCAAGCACCAAUGUUACCAAAAAAAUUGCACUAAUUAAACUUGGAAAGGCACCUUUGUUAUACAAGUUAUCUUUAUUAUUGGAGGCUGGUUUUGGAGGAGCUUUGGUCUACAUUGACCCUUGUGAUUCGCCCCCAGAGGAGAAGCUUGGGGAUGAGACAUUUUGGAUUUCUUUGAAUCCUGGAGGAGAUCCAUCUACACCAGGAUACCCUAGUAUUGAAUAGAAUCCCUACAGUGUGGAAGUAGGCCAUGCAACCCAUCGAGUCCGCAAUGCUCCUCCGAAGACCAUUGUACCCAGACCCAUCAACCUAUCACCCUGC
Rhincodon typus (whale shark) is the source of this 1379-nucleotide messenger RNA. RefSeq names its product inactive N-acetylated-alpha-linked acidic dipeptidase-like protein 2. The transcript is spliced from 7 exons. Lineage: Eukaryota; Metazoa; Chordata; Chondrichthyes; Orectolobiformes; Rhincodontidae. The record is from RefSeq and is a predicted model, not a curated record. Bases 195 to 1283 code for a protein of 362 amino acids.